Molecule: messenger RNA, 1758 nt
Organism: Myripristis murdjan (pinecone soldierfish)
Lineage: Eukaryota; Metazoa; Chordata; Actinopteri; Holocentriformes; Holocentridae
Exons: 5
Coding region: 20-937 (305 amino acids)
Molecular function (GO): sequence-specific DNA binding
Source: RefSeq, a predicted model, not a curated record
CCGGCAGCAACGAGUGCGCAUGCUCAGAAGCUGCCCAGCAGACGUUAGCAGGCUGCUAGCUGCACUGUGCACAAACAAAAUGCCUCGGUUGUGUAUCGUCGACGGCUGUCAGGGCAUAAACAACGGCUAUUUAUUCCCCCGGGACAAAGAUGUCCGCAUGCAGUGGAUGGCACAGCUGAAGGGGAGGACGAGGCACUCGCCCUCCACCAGGAGCUUCAUCUGCUACGCUCAUUUUCGACAAGACGACUUCAGCAACUGGUACCAGAAGGCGCUCGGGUUUGCGAGCAAACUGGUGCUGAAGAAAGACGCGGUUCCGUCGGUGUUCAACAGCCAGGAGGACACGGGAACAGCGGUCAAAGUGGGGUUUAAGUCUAUUGUCCCUCUAAAAGAAGAGGAACCUGCAUCUUGUCAAGCCUCAGCCCUGUCUCUGCACCCAGAAACUGCUGAAAUUAACAAUCAGUACGUGGACGUCCCCCUGCAAGACAACUCCAAAUCCACAGUCAAACAGACGGGUCGUUUCAGAAGGAAAGGUGUUCAAGUAAAUAUACCCCGAAAGGAUGCUUCAUUAAAUGUAAAUGAGAUAGGCCUACAUCCUGUGAACAUGGAGAGACCAAUUCUGCAGCACAUUAUCGAUGAGGAGGCCAUCUUGCAGCUGAUGGAGAACUGCCCCAGGUGUAACAAAAAAUGCCGCUGCACCAAGCAUGCACGAAGCCCUUACUUCAUUGUGUACCAGAGCUGCUACUUCUGCGAGUAUCGCCGCAAGUGGGCCAGCCAGCCAGAGGCUAAAAAUAUGAAUCUCUUUAAGCAACGGAGCGAACCACGGAAGAAGAAACUUCCCUUGUUGAAAACUGUGUCUCCAAGUCAGCCAUCGCCACCUGAACAGAUCUGCCUUUCCAAACCCCCAGACUCUGAGUCUGGCCAGCAGUUACAGAGCUGAUCAACAUAGUAACUGUAUUAUCCAAUCCUGCAACAGCUUUCAGCCCCUGUUAGACCACCGUGACGUACAAGACGUUACAGGAAAACAAACCUACCUCAUGGUUAAUAUUUGAUUUAUACAUAGGCCUACAUGUCGGGCUGCACAGUUAGUUGUAGAAAAUCAAAUGUGCAAUGGGCUCCUUGUGGCCAAAAGAGGUUGAAGUCCCCAUGAAAUGACCUCACAUACUACCGUUAGUAGUGACAUCAUCCUGCACUAGUUGGUGCAAAUUCAAAUUUCAACCAAUAAAAAAUCCUUAAACAUCCUUUCUCAUCCACCUAUCCCUUCAAAUAAAAGGGUUUCUCUCCCAAACUGAUAUCCUGUUCGUGUGCACUUGGGAAUCAUCCUUCUCUGCACUACGUUCCGUCAGGAAAUACAUAAAAUCAAGAAAGUAAGAGUCUAUUUCAUGGGUUAGGAAAUAGACUCUUAGUUUCUGGUAAGAAGGAAAGAGAGAAACCUUACAUUGGCAAGGUUUGAAAAGACAUGAUAACAGACAAAGUGGAGAGGAAAGACAUUCCUCCUGAGUCUGAAAACACUCCUGACAUGACUUCAGUCUUUCGGAGUUAAUUUGAUUUUAAACCACAGUGACGUGCAAGUUCAGAUUCUGUUUUCCUUAGGCUUGUAGUUGUGCCCCGAAGUAGUAAAGUAGGUGCUAUUUAAAAUUUGUAAAACUGAUGAUGACUGUGCAGCCCUUCAUAUGAAGUAGUGCGUGCAUGAACAAAAGCCAUUUUAGAUAUGGGAAAAUGGAUGCUGACUGAAAGGCAAAGGUCCUAACGUACUUUGUG